UUUUCUCCUCUGCCCCUCUCUGAUUCUUUCCUUGGUAAGAAUCCAAUCCCCUUUGCCUUCCCCUUCCUCUCUCUUUCUCUGCAAUUUUUUUUUUCUUUUCGUGUGGUGGUUCUGCGCAACGAAGCCUCUGAGACUGGUCUUGUUAGUUAUUUUGAUAUGGGUUUCGAAGAUGUAAUGCUGGUGGCACUCGAUUAGGAGUAAUUUUUUGUGGGUCAUGGUUCGUUUGCGUCUGUGAUUAGAGCUAGUAUUGGAGUCUGAGGUGUUGUGUGUGUGUUUCGAGAAUAAGGGUGGUGUUCUAUCUAUCUUUUCGGAGGGUGGUCUGGUCCUUCUCCCCCUUCUGGGAGGAAGGAUUUGAGUGUCGCUCUCUGACGGUGUUAUAGUGCGUUUGGUGUUCGAUUCGUGGGUUCUUCCUUUGACGUGGAGGGUUUCUUCUUUACCUUUCGUUUGAAGGGGGAAGGGAUUUCUGCAAUUUCUUCAUGAUUGUGUGGUGCGUCCAUUUUUAGGUUGUUUGUUGGGUCUGUGGAGAAAGGUUUGGUUUUUGGGUGUGUAUGUGUUUUUUUUUUUCCAUGGAAGAAUCGUGGCUGCAUUCUUGAAAUCCUGGAGUUCUAAAGUUUGAUUUGGAGCAGCUUUGUUAUUGCGGUUGUGUAGAUACGGCUUAGGGUUCAGUUCGUCUGGUUUCUGCUACGCAGUCCGCAAAGAUGUCGAGCUCUGCCGGCGUUCUCAGGCCAAUCGACGACGAUCUGACCCGUCUUGAUGGGUUCAUCCGCCGGAAGGAUCGACUAUUGCCAGACGAGUCGAUCCUCAUUUACCUUACCCUGCCUGAUUCCGUCGUCCCAAUGCGGGUGAUGGAGUCCGAUUCGAUUGCCUCGGUGAAGCUCAAGAUCCAGAUGCUCCAGGGGUUCCUAAAGAACAAGCAGAUGUUGGUUCAUCGUGGCAGAGAGUUGGCGAGAGACGAUUGUUUGAUCAAGGAAUAUGGAGUAUCGGACGGCAAUGUGCUUCACCUGAUCAUCCGAUUGUCCGAUCUCCAGUCAAUCACGGUGAAGACGGUCUCGGGGAAGGAGUUUGAGUUUCAAGUCGAACGGUUCAGAAACAUAAGGUAUCUCAAGCAGCAGAUCGCCCGAAAAGGGAAGGGCUUUGUGGAUCUUAGAGAACAGGGGCUCAUCUGUAACGGUGAGGAGCUAGACGAUCUUAUCCUUGUCAAUGAUAUCUGUAAAGAUGGGGAGGCUCUGGUCCACUUGAUUGUUCAGAAAAAUGUCAAAAUUCGAGGCAAGACAGUGGAGACAGACUAUGAAUUGUCGAUUUUCGCGUUGAAUUUGAGUGAGAAACCACUUACUGAAGGCGGGGAUCAACGAGAAGUAAUCAAUAAAUCUGAGCCGCAGGCGAUAACUGGGAAUGUAGUUGAUAGAGAUAAUUGGUUGGAACCUAUCACUGUGAACCCUGAGGCUGCUUUAGGUGGUGUUCUCAAUGACCUCGUUGAAUCCACGGUCGCCGGAUUGGCCAAUGGUUACUCGCCGAUCAGGUCUUCAGAGGGCACCGGCGGCACCUAUUUCAUGCGGGAUUCGUCGGGGAAUGGAUACGCUGCUGUUUUCAAACCAAUAGACGAAGAGCCUAAGGCUGUCAACAAUCCUAGAGGUCUCCCAAUGUCUUUGGACGGAGAGGGGUUGAAGAGAGGGACCAGAGUUGGUGAAGGCGCAUUCAGAGAGGUUGCAGCUUUCAUUUUGGAUCAUCCAAAAGGCAAGAGGCGACUGCUUUUCGAAAACGAAAUGGGCUUUUCCGGCGUGCCCCCGACGAUGAUGGUCAGGUGCUUGCAUGGAGGUUUCAAUCAUCCAGAAGGAUUUGACCGAUCACUGAAGAAUGUGAAGGUUGGCUCCUUGCAGAUGUUUGUGAAGAACUAUGGCAGCUGCGAAGAUAUGGGACCGGAAGCCUUUCCUGUUGAAGAGGUUCAUAAAAUCUCCGUCUUGGACUUAAGGUUGGCGAAUGCCGAUCGGCAUGCCGGAAAUGUUUUGGUCUGCAAAGAUGAGGGCAAGACUGUUCUGAUUCCUAUAGACCAUGGGUACUGCUUGCCUGAAAAUUUUGAAGAUUGCACUUUCGACUGGCUUUACUGGCCACAAGCUCGCAAACCUUACAGUGCUGAAACAGUUGACUACAUUAUGUCAAUGGAUGCUGAGUUAGAUAUUGCGCUUCUAAAGUUCCAUGGUUGGAAAUUAUCGCACGCUUGUGCCCGCACACUUCGGAUUUCCACCAUGCUUCUGAAGAAGGGUGCACAGCGUGGGAUGACCCCGUUUGCAAUUGGAAGCAUCAUGUGCCGGAAAACCUUGAACAGGGAGUCAGUCAUUGAAGAAAUCAUACGUGAAGCGCAAGAUGACAUGCGUCCAGGCAUUAAUGAAUCUGCAUUCUUGGAAUCUGUUUCCCAUAUUAUGGAUCGCCGCCUUGAAGGACUUAGUUUUUAACAGAAAGAAGGAUUUGAUGGUCUUUUUUUCUAUGAUCCGGAGAUGAAACUAAAUACCAAGUAUAUUACAUAUGUACACAUGCACGUAUGAGUGUAUGCAUGCACAUAUAUUUGUAUAUAUGUACAUACAUGCACGUACGUUUGCAUAUACAGUAUGGCAGCUAGAACGGCCCCCCUUCUGUUCUGUUUGUAUUUGUCUUUGCAACAGUAGGAAGGUGAGAGGUUGUAAAAGUUCAUAGAGACUUGUUUAAGUUUCUGCCUUCUAUAUAUGCUCUAAGGGAUGCCUUUAAAGAGCAUCAACAGGACUGCCAUUGCAUGUUCUCUUGGAUGGCUGCAAUAUAAUCUAAUAUUCCACACCAUCGGUUGUUAGAUGGUAUUAUAUGAUA
Nymphaea colorata (pocket water lily) is the source of this 2835-nucleotide messenger RNA. RefSeq names its product phosphatidylinositol 4-kinase gamma 4-like. The transcript is spliced from 2 exons. Gene Ontology annotation, molecular function: protein binding. The coding region runs from base 699 to 2450 and encodes 583 amino acids. The record is from RefSeq and is a predicted model, not a curated record. NCBI's taxonomy places the organism in Eukaryota, Viridiplantae, Streptophyta, Magnoliopsida, Nymphaeales, Nymphaeaceae.